AUGGCAAACGGCUUGAAUAUUGGUUCUCUCAAGAUCGAUGAUUCUCAGCGCCCUGCUGGGCCCAACACCACUGGUCGAGCUGCUUAUAUCCCUCCCCAUUUACGCGGUAGUGUCGCUCGUCCUCCCAUGGGCCUUGAUGGAAGCGGGCCUGCUCAAGCUGUCCCGGGCUUGAACGCGAGCACAUGGGCUCCGAACAACGCUGGCCCCCAUCCAGGUGCUGGUCAUAACUGGGCAAAUGCCCAAAACUUUACACCCCGUGAUCGCCCUCCAGGAGCUCCUGCUGGACCCCCAUCCAUGAACGGCAAUACUACUUGGGGGAAUGCUCCUCCCCGUCAGUUUAACGCAAAUGACUACGGAAAACCGGGUCCCAACUCGUUCAGAGGAUCUUCGUAUGGCGGCGGCAGAAGCGGAGGAACGCGCGGAAUUGGUGGACAUGGAUACUGGGACGAAAAUGGAAAACACGCACAGGGCCCUGAGAACAAACGGCUCGAACGCGAGCUUUUUGGCGAGGCUGACGAUCCCACUAAACAACACACAGGCAUCAACUUUUCAAACUAUGACAGUAUCCCUGUCGAAGCUAGUGGCCAUGACGUGCCUGAGUCCAUUACUGCCUUCACGAAUCCACCAUUGCAUGAACACCUGCUUUCGAAUAUCGUGCUAGCCCGCUAUACAGUUCCCACACCGGUUCAGAAAUAUUCCAUCCCCAUUGUCAUGGGUGGUCGGGAUCUGAUGGCAUGUGCUCAAACUGGCUCCGGAAAGACUGGUGGCUUCCUCUUCCCCAUCCUCUCACAAAGCCUCCACACACGCGGACCCGAAGCAGAAGCUGCCAGAGGAUUAGGUCGUCAGCAAAAGGCAUACCCCACUGCCCUGAUCUUAGGACCUACCCGUGAACUUGUUUCUCAAAUCUAUGAUGAAGCUCGCAAGUUCUGUUACCGCACUGCCCUCCAUCCUCGCGUCGUGUACGGAGGAGCUGAGAUGGGAAACCAACUCCGCCAACUUGACCAGGGCUGCAAUGUGCUUGUUGCCACCCCGGGACGUCUCGUCGAUAUGAUGGAGCGCGGUCGUAUCUCGCUGGCCCACAUCCAGUACUUGGUCUUGGAUGAGGCUGACCGUAUGUUGGACAUGGGUUUCGAACCCCAGAUCCGCCGUAUCGUGCAAGGCUCCGAUAUGCCUGAUAAGCACAUGCGCCAAACUCUCAUGUUUUCCGCCACGUUCCCCCCGGAUAUUCAGAAGUUGGCAGAGGAAUUCUUGAAGGAUCACAUCUUUCUUUCCGUCGGUCGUGUGGGCUCAACUUCUGAGAACAUCACCCAGCGCAUUGUCGAGUGCGAAUCCGAUAAGGACAAGGAUUCCGCUCUGCUCGAUAUCCUCUGCAGCGACUCUACAGGUCUCACCCUCGUUUUCGUGGAGACCAAGCGGCAAGCAGAUAUGCUUUCAGACUUUUUGCUCGAUCACCGUCUCCCAGCUACCGCUAUCCAUGGCGACCGCACACAGCGAGAGCGAGAGCGUGCUCUUGAACUCUUCCGUACAGGCCGCUGCCCUAUUCUUGUCGCCACUGCUGUCGCAGCCCGUGGCCUUGACAUCCCUAACGUCACCCACGUCAUCAACUACGACCUCCCGAACGAAAUCGAUGACUACGUUCACCGCAUCGGUCGUACCGGCCGUGCUGGUAACACCGGUAUCUCCACUGCUUUCUUCAGCCGCAGCAAGAAUUUCAAGAUUGCCCGCAGCCUCGUCGACCUGCUCAAGGACGCUAACCAGGAAGUGCCCGACUUCCUAGAAAAACUCGGCCGUCAAGGUAACUACUACGGCUCCAGCGGUGGUGGCCGCGGUGGUCGCGGUGGUGGCCGUGGCCGUGGGGGAUCAAGCUCGACCCGUGACAUUCGUCGCACUGGCGGUGGCUAUGGCGGUGGCGGCAUGGGUGGCAGCCGUCCUGCUUACGGGGGCGGGUAUGGUGAUUCCGGUGCUGGUGGUCCCUAUGGCUACGGCGGAGGUUCUGGUGGUUAUGGAGGCGGCUACGGUGGUGGAUAUGGAGGAGGCGGCUAUGGUAACCCAUCAGGCCCCACCGGUCCAUCUUCCUGGUGGUAG
This is a messenger RNA of Histoplasma mississippiense, 2085 nucleotides long. RefSeq names its product ATP-dependent RNA helicase ded1. Gene Ontology annotation, cellular component: nucleus. Gene Ontology annotation, molecular function: RNA helicase activity; ATP binding; RNA binding. NCBI's taxonomy places the organism in Eukaryota, Fungi, Ascomycota, Eurotiomycetes, Onygenales, Ajellomycetaceae. The record is from RefSeq and is a predicted model, not a curated record. The coding region runs from base 1 to 2085 and encodes 694 amino acids. The transcript is spliced from 2 exons.